Molecule: messenger RNA, 3492 nt
Organism: Amphiprion ocellaris (clown anemonefish)
Lineage: Eukaryota; Metazoa; Chordata; Actinopteri; Pomacentridae
Exons: 2
Coding region: 2353-3492 (379 amino acids)
Biological process (GO): DNA replication
Molecular function (GO): DNA-directed DNA polymerase activity; DNA binding; nucleotide binding
Source: RefSeq, a predicted model, not a curated record
AGCCUGCGGUAUCAGAUUCAGCGGACUCAAUCAUCAUUCCAGACACACCGCCACCCUCACCGCCCAGCCCUGCAACAGAACAGCCGCCUCCUUCUGUACCGGCAUCUCCUCUUUUUGCAGAUCCACAGCCACCCGCUGCAUCACAUUCUGGUACAACCAACAUACUCUGGGCACCGCAGAAACCUGUGCAACGCCGUGGGGGGAUACUGAGAGCCAAGAACCUAGCUGUCAAGCAGUUGUUUAAUGAGGUCCAUCAAAACGCAGCACACCCAGAGCCAUUGAGUCUGAGUGAGGAGCUGGGACAACAGCUGCAUCUGAGUGAGGAGAGACACCCGCCAUCAGACCUGCCAUCAGAACGUCAGAGAGGACCGGGACAACAGCAACAAUCUCAUGUCCCUCUUCAGCUACUGUGUCAAGUAGUGCAAACUUUCAUUUCCUCUUUUUUAACUUUGUGUGAGAAAAUGUAGAUUAAAAAAAAAACUGCAAGGUGUGACAUACCCCUUAAACAUGGAUAAAGAAGUAGACCCUGUUCCUGAUGAAAUAGCGAUAGCUGUAGGCCAGUUAAAUCCUGCCCCUGACCCUUCUCACAUAGAUGUUAGACAUAACCUAGAUGAAUCCUCUUUUGCAUUCGCAAAAUCAGAAUCACAAGACCCUCUGAGACCGAUCGAAAUGGCGCUUCAAAAUUUAAAUGAUAUGACAGAUUCUCAUCAGAAUUUGGUUGAAAUUCUUUCUCCACCAGCCUCUCCAGACGACCCUCUGAGACCGAUUGAAAUGGCGCUUCAAAAUUUAAAUAAUCUGACAGAUUCUCAUCAGAAUUUGGUUGAAAUUCUUUCUCCAACAGCUUCUCCAGACACACAGCCACAGCCCACACUCUCAUCACCAAAUGAUUUGAUUGAGAUUCUUUCUACACCAACCUCUCCAGACACACAGCCACAACCCACACUCUCAUCACCAAAUGAUUUGGUUGAAAUUCCUUCUCCACCAGACACACAGCAACAAAACAGUUAUCCUCACGACCCUCUGAGACCGAUCGAACUUGCGCUUCAAAAUUUAAAUAAUCUGACAGAUUCUCAUUCUGCACUCUCAUCACCAAAUGAGUUGCUUCAAAAUGAUUUGAUUGAGAUUUUUUCUACACCCUCUUCUUCAGAAGAGUCACAAAGACCUUCCGCUCAUCAGCGAGGUCGCGGUUUGGGGGAUGAUGAUAUGAGACCGGAUCUACUUCACACGACCGCUUUAACACGCUGGUCAUGAGGCGAGCCCUCACGGUGCCUGAACCCGGUGCUGAACCAAAUCUUGCUCAGUUUUAUUCUGAUGUGAUGGGGAUAAUUCAUGGGUUAUCUCAAGAGGCUGAAUUACAUGCUAGACGCAACGACGUCAUUCAGCAGGAGGUGGUAGGCGAAAAUGUGCGAGACCACGUUUCCGUUGUUGUUGAUGAUCAAGGCGGAAAUGUUCUUCCUGCUUUUGAAGGUUUGCUUGACCAGUUAGUGCAGUCUAACAACAGCAUUGUCGCAGACGAGAAUGUGGAAUUUGUUGUUCAGGUUGUGCGUAACCCCAGAGGUGGUGCAAAACGUAAGCUUGAACGAACUCUAGAUUGUGAAAUUCUCAACAAGAAAAAACGCUGCUUGUACAUUGUGCUGAAUUGCAAAGAUCAGCUCUGCUUUGCCAUCAGUCUAGCUCACGUGAUGCAUCCUGACCACACAGUUAACCAGUGCGAGACACUGGCCCGUGAGCUGCAGCGUCAAGCCGGUCUGGAUGAGCAGACCCCCGUCACCUUUGGUGAUGUGAGCAGAUUUGAAGAAAUUGUCAAACGUAAAAUUGUGAUUUUUUAUCCAACAUCUCACAGUCAACCCCUCUCACAUUUUGAGACAGACUACCCAGACCGCUCCAGGCCGUUGUUUUUGUUUUUACUGCAAAACCAUUACUACGGCAUACAAAGUCUCAAAGCCUUUAUAGGUACAAACUUUGUCUGCACUCAUUGUUACAAGGGUUUUGACUGCUCCUAUGUGCACAGUUGUCGAGGUUACUGUCAGGUUUGUAAUGACCCUGUCUGUCCUACAGAAGACCUCCAACCUUUGCAAUGCUCAGACUGUCACAGGAUGUGUCGUUCGACCUCCUGUUUUGCUAGACACAAAGAGACUAAACCGAGUCAUUUGAAGAGACGACCGUCCGCUCUCUGUGAUCGAGUGAAAAAAUGUACGCGGUGCAAACUAUGCUACUACGUUAACAUGACCACAGGCAAGGCAACGCAUAGCUGCAGCACCAAAUGCAAAAUUUGUGGAGAGAAAUUACCGCCCGAGUCUGACGUACUCGCCGGUAAUCACCGGUGCUACAUUCAACCGCUCUCACAAAUAAAUGAGCAUCCUGAUUUGUUUUUUUUAUGAUUUUGAAACACUUGUGAACAAGAAAGGUGAGCACAUCCCCUUUCUAGUCUGUGCAAAAACAUUGAAAGGUACGGAGAAGGUGUUUUAUGGUCUGCAGUGUGUUAAACAUUUUCUUCUGCAUUUCAGGAGCAACCGCUACCGGAGAAAUGUUUUCAUUGCACAUAAUGCUAGAGAAUUUGACGGCUACCUGAUUUUGAGGGGCAUGCUGAAAGAAGGUGUAGUACCGCAGCAGAUUCUCAUGACUGGAAGUAAACUUCUCAGUUUUGAGGACCCACACUAUCAGCUAAAAUUCAUCGACUCUCUUUCUUUCCUAGCCAUGAGGCUCGGUGCUAUGCCAAAGGCUCUGGGCUUCACCGACCAGAUCAAGGGGUACUUUCCACACCAUUUCAGCUCAAAGGAGCGUCUUGGGUAUGUGGGGGUCUAUCCUCCGCCAACCGAAUAUGGCAUAGAGCACAUGACGCAGACCGAGCAGAAAGAGUUUUAUGAGUGGUACGGUCAAGUCAGUCGCGGCACCUUCAAUUUCAGGGAGGAGGCUGUGCGUUACUGUAAAAAUGACGUUGACAUUCUGUCCAGGGCCUGUGUUCGAUUCAGAGAACAGUUUCUCGGCGAAACAGGAGUGGAUCCUUUUGGCUCCAUCACCAUCGCCUCAGCCUGCAUGAGGGUGUUUCUCACCAAAUUUCUGCAGCCCAAUACUCUCGCUAUACCGUGCCCGUACGAGUACAGAGGUCAGUGUAAAAGAUUCUCCGAGCCCUCCAUUCAGUGGUUAGAGUGGGUCAUGCACAAACGGAAAAUCUUUAUCCAGCAUGCUCUGAACUUGGGGGAGAAACAGAUUGGUUCUUUUUUUGUGGACGGUUACGCAGAGGUUGAUGGUGUAAAAUGUGUUUGGGAGUUUCACGGUUGCUUUUACCACGGGUGUCCCAGUUGUUUCUCUCCUACAGAGACCUGCACCUUGAGAGGCGUUUCCUUCGGGGAACUGCACGUGGCCGGUGAGGAGAGAGUGCACAGGCUGGAAUCUGAACACGGCGUCCGCGUUGUUGUCAUGAGAGAGCAUGUGUGGAAUGAGAUGAAAAAAAUCAUGUGCAGAAGUGAAACAGUUUCUCAGUGUUUUUAA